GAGCGUAGACAUAUAUGUGGAGUGGUGCUGACGUUUGCUCUUUUCAAUGGAUGACGAUAGUAUAACCAUAGAGGUUGAGCAACUGGAAAGUCCAAGUACAACUAGCAAGAAACAGAUGCAAAUUGCAUUUCAAGCAAGUACCAAUACAGAUGACUUUGUCACUGUAAAUAAAAGUAGGGAGCUUUCAGAGCUUGCUGCUUCUGAUGAGGAAACAACUACAGCUCUUGAUCUGUGCAAGAGAGUGCUUGGACCAUAUGAGAAUUUUCUCAAAGUGCUUGGCUGGAAACCUAUUUUCACAGUUAUGGAAGCAUCUCUCUGGAAGGACUUUGUCAAUGUCAUUUAUCCUAUAGUUGUCGUGUGUCUCAUUCUUUUGGGAUACAUUGUCCAAUUUGCUGCUUGUUACAGCAGAAGUAACCCAGCUUAUCAAUAUGAUGAGGCUAAAGAUGAGAACGGUACGGUUGUAUACUACACUGUGGACUGUUAUGAUCACAGCAUCAGUUCUUAUGUCAUACUUGACGUGAUUCACAUUGGAGUUUAUUUCUACUGUUUUUAUCUAUUCCGUUAUAAACAGACAGAACAACUAGACAAAAUGAUGGAGCAGACGUUUAUACUGUGCAAUUCAAUCAAGCAGAAAGGAUAUCUAUCUCAGAAAAAACUGACUGCAUCGUUAAGACGACCUUUGUGGAUUGGAAUUAUAUGGAUAGCACUGUCAUUUUCAGCUCAAACAUUGGGUGUGGCUGGUAGGGCUAUUGAGCAUGAGCGAACAAACUUUGGAGACAUUGAGUUUACAUGGAUGGAACUGAAGAACAAGGGUGGUCAGUAUUCAUUGGCUAUAUUCAUGGUACUUGCAUUUGUUGCAUUGGAUGUUGUUUACGUGGGUGUGGUUGUCAACUACGUUACCCAGUGCAAGCUUCUUAUAUUCCUCAUACGAGGAGUUGCAGAGAAAGUAACACAGAAGAUAAUUAAACUGCAAGAAGCUAUUAAGCAACUUUAUGACAUUGGAGAGAUGAUCAGGCAGCUAAAUGUUGAGUUGGGGAUUGCCGUGUCUCUUCUGGAGUUCUUGUUUGGGUGUGUAGCAAUUUCUGCAUGGUUAUCAUUGAGAGACAACACCAAACAUGGUGGUCCACUCGCAGCAUCAGCGGUCAUGAGUGCCAUCUUGUGGACUGUGGUGGCUAUUUUGCCAAUCUGCUAUGCUGUACGUUUGUCUAAUGCAUGCGGAACAAUCAAGAAACUGGGUUAUAAGAUUAGAGCUAGGUCAUAUAUUCACCAAGAUGCUGCACAAAAUGAUCUGGAUUCUUUUCUGAUGUUCACAUCAUUAUUUGAUCCACGAGUCAAGCUGUUUCGUGUUCCUAUUCGUGCUCAAUACUUCUGGGGUAUUCUUGUGACAGUCAGUUUUGUUAUAUUACUUCUUGCCCAACAUGGAGUCAUCUCAUCAGGAGUUUUUUGAAUAACAAGUUUCCUUUGUACUAGGUAGGGUUGAGUAUUAGUUAUAUUGGUGUGGUUAUUAACAUUGAUUUUACUAACUGUUUGCUACAAUCUAUAACUUUCAAAUGUAGUACAAGUAUAACUAUCUAGUUAAGACUGGAUGUUGUACUAUAGGCAGAUUGAUCACCUAGUGCUGGCUA
Molecule: messenger RNA, 1625 nt
Organism: Corticium candelabrum
Lineage: Eukaryota; Metazoa; Porifera; Homoscleromorpha; Homosclerophorida; Plakinidae
Exons: 12
Coding region: 47-1447 (466 amino acids)
Source: RefSeq, a predicted model, not a curated record